Vespa crabro (European hornet) is the source of this 2039-nucleotide messenger RNA. Its product is annotated as acyl-CoA-binding domain-containing protein 4. The record is from RefSeq and is a predicted model, not a curated record. Gene Ontology annotation, biological process: fatty acid metabolic process. Gene Ontology annotation, molecular function: fatty-acyl-CoA binding. Lineage: Eukaryota; Metazoa; Arthropoda; Insecta; Hymenoptera; Vespidae. The coding region runs from base 215 to 1279 and encodes 354 amino acids. The transcript is spliced from 6 exons.
UGUCACUCGUGGACGGCGAGUUCUUGCACAGUUUACAGCAGUUACUCUCUUCCGUACGUUGAUUUGUAAGUUAUGCUGUGAAUUUUCGCUCUUUAAAUCCUCAAUCUUGUGUGUGUCGUCAUUCCUCCAAUCAAGAAGGAAAAUUGACAAUAGAAACGUUGGGACAUAACAAGCGAAGUACAAUUUUUGGAGCUCUAAUAACGAAAAUUUUAACAUGACGACGGAAGAGAAGUUUAACGCGGCUGUGAACGUAAUUAGGAGCUUGCCAAAAAACGGAGCUUACCAACCUAGCAAUGAAAUUAUGCUACGUUUUUAUUCUUAUUACAAACAAGCUACAGAAGGACCAUGCCAGCAACCAAAACCAGGUUUUUGGGAGGUAAUAAAAAAAGCAAAAUGGGAUGCUUGGCAACGUUUAGGCAAUAUGAGUCGUACAGAAGCUAUGAACAAUUAUGUAGAAGAAUUAAAAAAAAUAGUUGAAACUAUGUCAUAUACAGACAAUGUAGCAACAUUUUUGGGUAGUUUGGAUUCGUUUUAUGAGAGUGUACCUGUUGAAGAUUUAGAAUUGCUUGUUGGACCAGUUUUAAAUCGUAUGCGCACACAGCCGACUUCACCAUUGUCAGGUUCUCCUUUAGCAUCUAGAGAAACAUCGCCACAUAGAGUUUGCAAUACAUCAAGACAUAUAACAAGUAGCUUAGAAACAAGUCCAGCUAGCAGUCACAGUGCAAGUCCUUUACCACCUGAUACAGAUGGUGAAGAAGAAGAAUUUAUUGAUACAGUUGAAUCUGCUCCAGAUCGAACACAAAAAGAUGCCAUAAAAUCUUCUGUAAAUAUUCAGAAAACAAGUAUUACAUUUAAUACUUCAGAUGAUGAUGCAAACAAGCAGCAAAGCACUACCAAGGGAAAUUCAUUAGAGUUAAUUAAUGGUCAUGCUAAGACAAAUGAUCUUACUGAAAUAAAUGUAGAUACGAAACAAGAAAGAGGUCGGCAAAGAAUAAGGAAAGAUGAUAAAAUAAAUGCUGAAUUUUUUAGCCAAAUAGCAUCAACAAUGCAAAAUUUACAACGAGAUCUCGAUCGAAUAACCGCACGAGUACGCAGUUUAGAAGGUCAAGCUCUUCAAGCACUAUCGCCUUUAAGAGAGCAAAAUAAUAAUCGAUUUUAUCCAAAAUGGUGGCCUUUUCCAGAAUGUUCGCCACGAAUGUUUACUCUACUUAUAUUAUGGCCGUUUGUAGCACAAAUUCUUAUCUCUCUUACACAACGGUAUCGUCAACGGAGACUGUGAUUUUUUAAUGUUUAUAUUAUUAUUAAUCUGAAUACUAUGUUUAUAAUUAGGAUACGUUAAACAUAUACAGAGAUUAUUAUCAUUUAAGUUUAUAUAUACGACAUAUUCUAAAGGCUAUAAUUCUAAAGAGAAUUUGUUUAUAUGAAUAAAUUUUUCAUGGUAUUUGAUCAAGUUAUAAACAUAAUAAGAUUAAAAGAAAUUUUAAGUGCAAUAUAAAUAAUUCUAAAUAUUAAAAUUAAUCUUUUCAAAAUUCAAUAGAAGUAUACUUGUUCAUUAUAUAAAUAAAUCCAAAUUUUAAAAAUAUAAUUCAUGACAAUAGUAUACAUAUAUAUAAAGAUUUAUAAAAAAUGGUUUUUCAUUCUUAGUAUUUAAUUAAUCUCUGUAUAUCUAUUUUUCAUAAAGGUGUAUGCAAUUGGAUUUAAAGGUGAAUUAUGUUAUAUUUAUACAUUUCAUAAUAUAAUAUAUACAUAAAAAUUUUGUAUUGUAAAUGUAGACUAUAAAGUUAGAAUUAUUAUCCAUAUAUACAGUACUUUUUUCUUGAUUGUUCGUAAAAUGAUUUAUGUGAACAUUAUUUUUUAAUAAAAAUUUGGAAAUAAUAACUUAUUGAUAUAAUUUAGUGCUUCCAUGAGUACUACAUUAUUAUAAGAAAAACAUAAAACAUUAUACAUGUGUCCACAUGCAGCGCGCACAUACGCACGUACACACACAGAAUACAUAGAGAGAGAAAGAGAAAAUGCAUAUACUUCAUAUUUCAAUUGUA